Pipistrellus nathusii (Nathusius's pipistrelle) is the source of this 918-nucleotide messenger RNA. The record is from the annotation of a GenBank genome assembly. Lineage: Eukaryota; Metazoa; Chordata; Mammalia; Chiroptera; Vespertilionidae.
AUGUCGUAUUUUGGGGAGCAUUUCUGGGGCGAGAAGAACCACGGCUUUGAGGUUCUGUACCACAGCAUGAAGCAGGGGCCCAUCUCCACCAAGGAGCUGGCGGAAUUCAUCCGGGAGAGGGCCACGAUCGAGGAGACAUACUCGAAAGCGAUGGCAAAACUUUCCAAGCUGGCCAGCAACGGGACCCCCGUGGGGACCUUCGCCCCGCUCUGGGAAGUAUUCCGCGUCUCCUCGGACAAGCUGGCGCUCUGCCACCUGGAGCUGACCCGGAAGCUGCAGGACCUCAUCAAGGACGUGCUCCGCUACAGCGAGGAGCAGCUCAAGAUGCACAAGAAGCUGAAAGAGGAAGCAGGCGGCACGCUGGACGCCGUGCAGGUCCUCGCAGGCGUCAGCCAGCUCCUGCCCAAGUCCCGGGAGCACUACCUGAGCCGGUGCAUGGACCAGGAGCGGCUUCGGCGGGAGAGCACCAGCCAGAAGGAUAUGGACAAGGCGGAGACCAAGACCAAGAAGGCGGCCGAGAGCCUGCGGCGCUCCGUGGAGAAGUACAACUCGGCCCGCGCGGACUUCGAGCAGAAGAUGCUGGACUCGGCUCUGCACUUCCAAACCCUGGAGGAGACCCACCUGCGGCACAUGAAGGCCCUGCUGGGCGCCUACGCCCACUCGGUGGAGGACACACACGUGCAGAUCGGGCAGGUGCACGAGGAGUUUAAGCAAAACAUCGAGAACAUCAGCGUGGAGAUGCUGCUGAGGAAGUUCGCGGAGAGCAAGGGCACAGGCCGGGAGAAGCCCGGGCCUCUGGACUUCGAGGCGUACAGCGCAGCUGCCCUGCAGGAAGCCAUGAAACGCCUGCGGGGAGCCAAGGCCUUUCGCCUCCCGGGACUGAGCCGGCGGGAGCGGGAGCCGCCUGCAGCCGUGUGA